Molecule: messenger RNA, 899 nt
Organism: Ceratosolen solmsi marchali
Lineage: Eukaryota; Metazoa; Arthropoda; Insecta; Hymenoptera; Agaonidae
Gene: Ppcdc
Product: phosphopantothenoylcysteine decarboxylase
Exons: 2
Coding region: 156-752 (198 amino acids)
Biological process (GO): coenzyme A biosynthetic process
Cellular component (GO): phosphopantothenoylcysteine decarboxylase complex
Molecular function (GO): phosphopantothenoylcysteine decarboxylase activity; FMN binding
Source: RefSeq, a predicted model, not a curated record
UUAUUGUGGUUCUUGUUAAAGUUAACUUCUAAUGAAGCUAAUGUUAAAUUAUAUAAGUCAGUUGAGCAGCUCGUAAGUGAAGACUAACGGACAAUAAAACAAACGAAUAAAGUAAAGUAAAUAUAAUUUAAGUCUUAGGGGAAAUUAUUAGCAUAAUGUCGAGUGUAUCGCGCAAGAAAGUGUUGAUCGGCUGUACUGGGAGUGUCGCCACGAUAAAGCUUCCCCAGCUUGCGCAGAAGCUCAGCGAGCGCAACGUGGAGGUGCGCGUGGUCGUUACGGAGCGGGCAAAGCACUUUCUGAAGGAAGUCGAGCUGCCAUCCGGGUGCCAAAUACUAUCCGAUACGGUCGAAUGGGCCGCUUGGCAGGGGAGGGGCGACCCCGUCCUUCACAUCGACCUUACCAAGUGGGCGGACCUCUUCCUCGUAGCGCCGAUGGACGCUAACACGAUGGGGAAGCUGGCCGCGGGUAUCUGCGACAAUCUACUGACGUGCGUAGCACGUGCCUGGGACCCCGUCAAGCCACUGCUCUUUUGCCCGGCCAUGAACACGAAAAUGUGGGAGCACCCGGUCACGGCCCCGCAGGUGGCGUUACUGAAAUCCUGGGGUUACAAGGAGGUACCAUGCAUUUCCAAGAACCUUAUGUGCGGCGACACGGGUAUCGGGGGUAUGGCCGAAGUCGACACCAUUGUCCAAAUGACCUUGCGUUCGCUCAAUCGUUGGGACUCGUAUUCGCCAUCAGAAUUACGUCGUUAGAGAAAUUAUACGAAGAAAAAGCAUAAGUUGUGCACCAUAUUAUAAAUUAUAAAAGGAAAUAAAUCAGAGUUUUUUGUUUUUCGAAAUCUCUGCUUUAAUUAAUGUGAUUUAGUCUCCGGUCUUACCUAUACAUUUUUUUCUCUUUUU